Rotaria sp. Silwood2 is the source of this 312-nucleotide messenger RNA. Lineage: Eukaryota; Metazoa; Rotifera; Eurotatoria; Philodinida; Philodinidae. The record is from the annotation of a GenBank genome assembly.
AUGAAUCAGCAACAGAAUGAUAUUGAUUGUUUUGAUGUUAAAAGAAAGAUAUUUCAAGGUAAUUUUUGUUCUUAUGACAUUCUAUUAUCAUGUGUUUUUCUUAUAGAAACGACAGAUCAUGAGAAGAGAUCAACAUUGACUAAUUUUGAAGAUAUUUCAAACGAUCUUAUUUAUGAAAUCUUCGAAUUUCUUAAUGGUUAUGAUCUAUACGAAGCUUUUUCAAAUCUUAAUUCACGAUUUGAAAAUCUUCUUAUUCAUUCAACUCUUCCUAUCAAAAUCGAUAUGUCACUUAUGUCGAAAUCGACCUUUUAA